Ramularia collo-cygni is the source of this 918-nucleotide messenger RNA. RefSeq lists its product as uncharacterized. The transcript has 3 exons. The coding region runs from base 1 to 918 and encodes 305 amino acids. Lineage: Eukaryota; Fungi; Ascomycota; Dothideomycetes; Mycosphaerellales; Mycosphaerellaceae. The record is from RefSeq and is a predicted model, not a curated record.
AUGUCCAGCAAGUCGAAACUCUCACGUCUUCAGCUUGUCGAUCUUGUGCAACAGGUGAUUGCAGGCCGAGCCGCCACAGAGGAGCAACAUGCGCAGCUCCUCCAGGUYGCCAAGGAUGAGCAAUUAGCUCGCUUCGUGUUCGAGUGGUUCGAAGUCCUGCGCCCAGAAACACACUCUGGCGCUGAUGACCCCAACGAUGGGGUGGUCUCUUUGCGGCGCCUGUUCUGGGGCGGGAAGACUGCGAUUCUAGUUGGAUCUCACGUAGCCCCAAGAGUUCCUCUCUACGGUCCCCAAGGCUUCCUCCGGAAAGCGUUCGCGAGGCAAUUUGCAUGGCGUUUAGCCCACGAGCUGAGUGCCGCCGAGCACGCGGUGCUUCAGUUGAGCACUGAAAUCGAUAAUGUCGGCGACAGCAGAACCCUUCACAACCAUGGGGUCGCCGAGAGCAGUGAUGCCUCGCAGCCUUGGCGGGCAGACGACCCUUUUGCAUUUGGUGUGCAGAGGACAUUGAGAUCGAUGGAAAUCAGCUUGCUGAAGGAUCAAGCUGUUCUCAUCGAGAAGGAGAUCAAGAACCAAAGCCAAUGGGCAACUGAUGGGAGGUUGGAAAAUGCUAAAGCACUGGGAGAUCUGCUGGCGACCCUCAUACACGAGCAUUACGACGAGAUCAUGUGCCAAUCGGGCGAGGCCGAACAACAGCACCGAGUUCACUCGUCUUUAGGACCACAGGAACGCAUYGCCGAGCCACGCCCAGCUCCUGCAGGACUCCCGCAAACCCUCCCAUUCGAAGACGAGGCGCAUCCCAACACAGCCAGUGAUGUCGGCGGGUGGAACGCGGAACGGCCUUAUCGCGACUUCGUGAUGGGCGGAAGUGGUUUCAAGCGACGUCGCUCACGCUAUAUCUUGGAAGAUGAUGACGACUAG